Molecule: messenger RNA, 2364 nt
Organism: Xyrauchen texanus (razorback sucker)
Lineage: Eukaryota; Metazoa; Chordata; Actinopteri; Cypriniformes; Catostomidae
Product: zinc finger protein 652-like
Exons: 4
Coding region: 395-943 (182 amino acids)
Biological process (GO): regulation of transcription by RNA polymerase II
Cellular component (GO): nucleus
Molecular function (GO): DNA-binding transcription factor activity, RNA polymerase II-specific; RNA polymerase II cis-regulatory region sequence-specific DNA binding
Source: RefSeq, a predicted model, not a curated record
GAGAGACCCCUAGUGUCGCUUCUCCGACACAACGUGGAGAGAGCGACAGAAGGGGAACAAAAUAUUAUGAUAGUGAAAAUUUACUUUUGACUCCAAAUCUUAUCGUUACUGAAAUACAGCUCUUGUGAAAACUUCCCAAUGUGACAACAAGCCAGGUCUCCCCUACACAUAAAAACAUACUCAAGUAAAUGUAAAGCACAGCCAACAGCACAUAGUCCAUGAUUGUAUUUGAAAGAUUGAGUAGAAUUUUUAUUGGUGUGUCUUUAAUUUGCAGUGUCUAAUAUGUGGAAAAGUCUUCAGGAAGCUCUGGUCCCUACAUGAGCACAAUAAGAUUGUUCAUGGCUAUGCUGAGAAGAAAUACACUUGUGAGAUUUGUGAGAAGAAAUUCUACACAAUGGCUCAUGUACGCAAACACAUGGUCGCCCACAACAAGGAGAUGCCAUUUACAUGUGAGACAUGUGGCAAGUCCUUUAAAAGGAGCAUGUCACUGAAAGUCCACUCUCUUCAACACUCAGGAGAGAAGCCAUUCCAGUGUGAGGUCUGCAGUGAGCGUUUUCAGUACAAGUACCAGCUGCGUUCUCACAUGAGUAUCCACAUAGGACAUAAGCAGUUUAUGUGUCAGUGGUGUGGGAAGGACUUCAAUAUGAAACAGUAUUUUGAUGAACACAUGAAGACACACACAGGAGAGAAACCAUAUAUAUGUGAGAUAUGUGGGAAGAGCUUCACAAGCCGACCCAAUAUGAAGCGGCACCGCCGUACACACACCGGAGAGAAGCCUUACCCCUGUGAAGUGUGCGGCCAGCGAUUUCGCUUCUCCAACAUGUUGAAAGCUCACAGAGAGAAGUGUUCCCAGGUAAGGAACCCUUCCACCUCUGAGGCCAUUCAUCCAGAAUUUGACUCUUCCACUCUAACUAUUCAAAUGGAAGCUGCUGCAAACCACUGAGAGAUAUUGGCCCACAUCUGCAUGGUAUAGUCUCUUUUCCAUCAGCUGUGCUGCGCUCAGUUGAUGUGGCUCCAUCACAUUCUCACCUGCGUUCCCUUACACCACUCUUCACUUCUGGAAGGACAGACUCUAGAAACCUGUAACUACUGCACUGUAUCAUAAUACUGUAUUAUAAUAUUUCUGAUACAGAGGCACUUUUUAUGUAGCAAAUGUAACCCAGUGUUCUUUGUCUUAUCAUCUGUCAAAAUGUUCUCAGUCAGCUGUGCUUUGAUAAUCCUUAGUUAGGUAAACAAUAUUGUAACUAAAAUACUGAAACUAUUACUUAGAUACAAUAUAUCCUUAUUGCAAUACAUAUACAUGUUUAUGUACAGUAUAUUUACAGAAUAAUAAACAUACAGAAGCAUAAAGAGCUGUAAUAAUAAGUGUUUGGAGUAAUGACCUGUUAAUAGUUGAAAUUUGUUGUCAGUAGUUUGUAUUUCUGGCACUUGUUAGUUUGAGUGAAGGGUUUCUUACUGUUUUGUGUGUUUAUUACACACUGGGUUUUAUACUAUCCUGAUUUCUGUUUUGAUUUUUUGAUUUUAUUUUUACUUUUAUUUUAUUUAUUUAUUUUAUUAUUUUCAUAUACAUGUUUAUUUUGAAGCACCUUAAAGGCAUAAUUCACCCAAAAAGGAAAAAUCUUUCAUCAUUUACUCACAUUCAUGCCAUCCCAGAUGUGUAUGACUUUCCUUCUUCUGCUGAACACAAAGAUUUUUAGAAGAAUAUCUCAGCUCUGUAGGUCCUCAUAAUGCAAGUGAAUGGGUACCAAAAUUGUAAAGCUCCAAAAGCACAUAAGGGCACCAUAAAAAUAAUCUAUAUGACUCCAGUGGUUAAAUUCUUAACUUCAGAAGCGACAUGAUCUUGUCGAUUCUCUUGUAUUGUAUGGACCUAAAGAGCUGAGAUAUUCUUCUAAAAGUCUUCGUUUGUGUUCAGCAGAAGAAAGAAAGUCAUACACAUCUGGAAUGGAUUUUUCCUUUUUGGGUGAACUGUCCCUCUAAUAAUAGAAUUAAAUUAACUCUUAAUUUUUAAUUGUCCAAAAUUGUGAAUGACUAAACAUUGUUCAUUGUCAACAGUUGAUAAAGCUGGUAAAUUUACGAGUCAAUAAAUGUAUGACUCAAUUGUUUUGUUGCUUUAAAAAAAUUGAGGAUUUGUGUUGUUGAUGUUGCCCAGAUCAUGAAUGUGUUUAGGCUUAAAUUGCUUAUAUUUUAGGGCACCAAAACUUCUAUAUGUGGACCCAUUUAACAGAUAAAUCAUAAGAGAUAUAUUGUGUAAUUUUAUUUUUAAAAGCAUUUAUGUUUUACUAGUAAAUAUACAUCCCUGUCGUACAGUCUCUAAUGCAGACUCUAAUAUUUAUCUUCUUAAUUAAAAGUCUAUUUUUAUUGUCA